GCUCCAGUCACGGUUUUGGCAGUAGCGUUCGCUCGGCGACCGAGCCCACCUCCUGCGGAGGCGUGACCACUGACUGUCACUGAGAGCCAAUCCAGACCGAAGCAGUGUCCGGUUCCCGUCACCCUUCCUUCCCCGGAAUCCCGUCUCUGUUGGCUGCUUCUUCCUCCGUUCUAGGGUUUCCCUACGUCUUCUCUUGCUUCCCCUUCUCUUCUCAUUCCGAACCGUUCUCGAUCAAAGAAGACAGAACACAGUCUCUCGGCCUCCGAUGGCGUACGUCGACCACGCCUUCUCCAUCUCCGACGAGGACAUCAUGAUGGGCGACUCCAGCCACGCCAUCCAGAACCGUCCGCCCGUCAAGGAGAUCGCCUUCGCGGUGUCCCUCCUCGUCUUCGGCUCCCUCGCAAUCGUCGUCGGUUCCGUCAUGGCCGCCAACCGCGUCGGCGGCGAUCGAGCCCAUGGGGUUUUCUUUGCGGUCUUGGGGUCGGUGUUGUUCCUGCCGGGUUUCUACUACACGAGGAUAGCUUAUUAUGCGUAUAAGGGGUACAAAGGCUUCUCCUUUGACAAUAUUCCCUCGGUCUGAGGGCGGUUUCAAAUUUUCCAAGAUGCGUUAUUCGGCUUUCCAGUGCCUCUGCUGUAUAGAUUUGUUUGGUGAGACUUCUCCUAGGGUUCUUUUUUUUUUUUUGUCUUGAUCCUUUUGUUCUUCUUGAACAGCUUGCUAUGUAUACAUGCUAUUGAGUUAUGAUGGUCGUGUUAUUGAAAUACCGUGUAGCUUGUUAGGUUUUUGAGUUGGUCAGACUAUUACUGGAUUGAUAAAACUGGAUCAAACUUUUUGAGGAUUUUGUUGAGAAGUAGAAAUAAAAGGGUGAUCGUUCUUCUU
This is a messenger RNA of Musa acuminata AAA Group (dessert banana), 877 nucleotides long. RefSeq lists its product as uncharacterized. The record is from RefSeq and is a predicted model, not a curated record. The transcript has 2 exons. Gene Ontology annotation, cellular component: endomembrane system. NCBI's taxonomy places the organism in Eukaryota, Viridiplantae, Streptophyta, Magnoliopsida, Zingiberales, Musaceae. The coding region runs from base 266 to 580 and encodes 104 amino acids.